GGAGGACGUAUGCGGAAGUGCGGAACCGAAGGGGAAGAAGAAGCGCCGGCACGCAGUCACUAAGCCAGGCUCUAACACGUCUCACGCCCGGUCACCUGCACUCCGCCACCUCCUUCGGCGAUUCCACCGAUCGGCCCUUCUCAAUUUUCACCUUCCGUUGUUCCGCCGCGCAGGAGAUCUCUUGGAGGUGACAGAAUCCAUAUCAAGGAACUUGCUCGCGAAGGACAUUUUUGUGCUUCUGCCCAGAUUAUAUUUGGCUGCUGCGUUCUGAAUACUGUGUGAUUUUGAUUGGGUCGAGAGGACUGAUUAGCCAUGGGAGAAAGAAAGGUUUUGAACAAGUACUACCCGCCGGAUUUCGAUCCGGCGAAGAUUCCACGCCGUAGGUAGCCGAAGAAUCAGCAGAUGAAGGUCCGGAUGAUGCUCCCAAUGAGCGUUAGGUGUAGUACUUGUGGGAAUUACAUCUACAAGGGCACCAAAUUCAACUCACGCAAAGAAGACGCCCUGGGUGAGACCUAUUUGGGUAUUCAAAUAUUCAGGUUCUACUUCAAGUGCACUAAGUGCUCUGCAGAGAUUGCAUACAAGACAGAUCCAAAAAAUUCCGAUUAUGUUGUUGAGUCAGGUGCAACCAGGAACUUUGAGCCUUGGCGAGACCAAGACUGAGGUUUUGGAUAAAGAGAAACAUAAAAGGGAGGCUGAAGAAAUGGGUGAUGCUAUGAAAUCUUUGGAGAAUAGGACCCUGGAUUCAAAAAGAGAAAUGGAUAUUCUCGCAGCUUUGGAUGAAAUGAAAUCCAUGAAGUCGAGGCAUGCAACUGUGAGUGUGGAUACAAUGCUUGAGGCUCUAAGAGACUCUACCGAGGAAAAGGAAAGAAAAAGGGAGGAAGAAGAGGAAGCUCUUAUUAAAUACUUACGGGAGAAAGACCAAAAAUGACAUCAAGGUUUUUAACAAAGUUCAAAUUAGACACUAAAAUAAACAAGGUUAAAAGAGCAACUCCCUUUUAUGUUUCUCUUUAUCCAAAACCUCGUCUUGGUCUCGCCAAGGCUCAAAGUUCAAAUUAGACACUAAAAAUGACCAAAAAUUUUAAGUAGAUCAAAUAAACACAAAGUUAUAGUUUUUGGUUCCAUUUUGACCACCUUUGAUGCUAACAUUUCCCUUCGUUAACUCCCCAUCCGAUUUAAGUUACUUGGAUUCAACAGAGUAGGCAACAAUGGAGGCCAAUCGCCCCAUCCGCGUCACAGCCUCGCCGUCCGUUUGCCUCGCCGUCGAAGCCGUCGCUGCAUCGAAUAUAGCUACCACCAUUGUUUAAUCUCUGCUUCGUUGUCAAAUAUUUGGAUCUGACUGUGCUCCUUUCGAUCUGAGCAUCUCGCCGGCAGCUGGGUGAAGUUGCAGUUGUAGCCGCGACAAUAGGUGAGGGAGAAAAGGCAGCUUGGUUAGAGAUAGCGACUUACAGCCAUGCUCUCCGUCACAUCCGGCUCUGCCAAUAUCAUCUCUCUUUCCUUUCCUAUAUUUCAUGGUUAGAGAUUUUAACAUUGCAGAAAGAGAGGAAGAUAUUAGUUAUUAUGCUGGAUAUGUCGGCUCAUCAUUCAUGCUGGGAAGAGCUUUGACAUCUGUUCUUUGGGGUAUCAUUGCGGAUCGAUAUGGCAGAAGGCCUGUCGUUAUGAUUGGCACACUUACAGUGGUUGUAUUCAAUACCCUUUUUGGCCUAAGUUUAAACUAUUGGAUGGCAAUUGUUACAAGAUUUCUUCUUGGAAGUUUGUGUGGAAUAAUUGGUACCAUGAGGGCAUAUGCUUCUGAGAUUUGCCGGAAAGAGUAUCAUGCUUUGGGCAUAUCUGCUGUGAGCACAUCUUGGGGUAUAGGUUUGGUGAUUGGUCCUGCUAUAGGAGGUUAUUUUGCACAGCCUGCAGAGAAGUAUCCAAACAUAUUUUCAGAAGAGUCAUUUUUUGGGAAAUUCCCUUACUUCCUGCCUUGCCUUAUGAUAUCAGUGAUUGCAUUGAUUGCGUCAGUCGUUUCCCUGUGGCUUCCGGAAACGAUGCACACUCAUACGAAAGGAAACAAACAGGGAGAUGUUUCCAAGUAUCCUAAACAAGAGGCUCCAAGUUCAAAGAAAAGCCUUAUGAAGAAUUGGCCCUUAAUAUCAUCUAUUCUUGUCUAUUGUGUUUUCCAACUUCAUGAUAUAGCUUAUUUGGAGAUCUUUUCUCUGUGGGCUGUUAGUCCAAGAAAGAUUGGGGGGUUGAGCUUUACAACUUCAGAUGUUGGUCAAGUCUUGGCUAUUACAGGCAUGGGACUUUUACUCUUUCAGCUUUUCAUUUAUCCGUUGGUGGAGAAGCCGCUUGGGCCUGUCAUGAUAUCACGUGUUGGAGCAGCUCUAAGCAUACCAUUGCUAUCAAGUUAUCCUUACGUAGCUAUGCUAUCGGGUUUGGGGCUCUCCCUAGUCCUUAAUUGUGUGUCAAUGCUUAAGAAUGUCCUCUCUGUAUCGAUCACUACGGGGCUAUUAAUACUUCAGAACCGGGCAGUGUGUCAGGAGCAGAGGGGAGCUGCCAAUGGGAUUUCAAUGUCUGCAAUGUCACUUUUUAAAACAAUUGGUCCUGCAGCUGGUGGUUCUCUGUUAUCAUGGUCACAAAGGCGACAAGAUGCCAAAUUUAUGCCAGGGGAUCAACUGGUUUUCUUCGUCCUAAAUGUGAUUGAGUUGCUGGGGCUGGUUAUGACCUUGCGGCCGUUUCUCCGUCUACCAGAAGAAACUUCCGAUUUAAAACACGAUGAGGUGGC
Messenger RNA from Cuscuta epithymum, 2764 nucleotides. Lineage: Eukaryota; Viridiplantae; Streptophyta; Magnoliopsida; Solanales; Convolvulaceae. The record is from the annotation of a GenBank genome assembly.